AGGGCGAAAAUGAAAGCAGGUUGUAGCAUCGUGGAAAAGCCAGAAGGAGGUGGAGGGUAUCAGUUUCCUGAUUGGGCCUACAAAACGGAGUCAUCCCCAGGCUCCCGGCAGAUCCAGCUGUGGCACUUCAUCCUGGAGUUGCUGCAGAAGGAAGAGUUCCGCCAUGUCAUCGCCUGGCAGCAGGGAGAGUAUGGGGAGUUUGUCAUCAAGGAUCCAGAUGAGGUGGCCCGCCUCUGGGGCCGCAGGAAAUGCAAACCACAGAUGAAUUAUGACAAGCUGAGCCGGGCCCUAAGAUACUAUUACAACAAGAGGAUCCUUCAUAAAACAAAAGGGAAAAGGUUUACUUAUAAAUUUAAUUUCAACAAACUGGUGAUGCCCAACUACCCAUUCAUCAAUAUCCGGUCAAGUGGUGUGGUUCCUCAGAGUGCACCACCAGUGCCAACAGCCUCUUCCCGGUUCCACUUUCCACCUCUGGACACCCAUUCUCCAACCAGUGAUGUGCAGCCAGGGCGAUUCUCUGCCAGCUCCCUAACUACUACUGGCCAGGAGUCGAGUAAUGGUACUGAUAGAAAGGCAGAGCUUUCAGAGCUGGAGGAUGGCUCAGCCCCUGACUGGCGCCGGGGCAUGGACCUCAUAUCCUCCAGGAAUGCUGUUGGUGGGGGCGGGAUUGGCCAUCAGAAACGCAAGCCUGAUAUAAUGCUUCCUCUGUUCACCAGGCCAGGGAUGUAUCCUGACCCCCACAGUCCCUUUGCUGUCUCUCCGAUCCCUGGCCGCGGAGGUGUCCUUAAUGUCCCCAUUUCACCAGCCCUCUCCCUGACUCCCACCAUCUUCUCCUAUAGCCCAUCACCAGGCCUGAGCCCCUUCACCAGCAGCAGUUGCUUCUCCUUCAACCCUGAGGAAAUGAAACACUACCUUCAUUCUCAAGCCUGUUCUGUGUUCAACUACCAUCUGAGUCCUCGGACUUUUCCCCGUUACCCGGGGCUCAUGGUCCCGCCACUGCAGUGCCAAAUGCAUCCUGAGGAGUCAGCUCAGUUCUCUAUCAAGCUGCAGCCCCCACCAGUUGGGCGGAAGAACCGGGAGAGGGUGGAGAGCAGCGAGGAGUCCACACCAGUCGCUGCACCCGCAGUGGCUCCUAUCCCCCCGAGAAUUAAGGUGGAGCCUGCCUCCGAAAAGGAUCCCGAGAGCCUCAGGCAGUUAGCACGAGAGAAGGAGGAGCACUCUCAGGAAGAGGGCACUGUGCCAAGCAGGACCAGAGAAGAGGAAAAAGGCACCAUCUUUGCCCGCCCUGCUGCACCACCCGUCUGGCCCUCCGUACCCAUUAACGCAAGUGAAGAACCCCUGGAGGUGACUGAAGACAGUGAGGACAGGCCUGGCAAAGAGCCCAGUGUGCCUGAGAAGAAGGAGGAUGCCCUGAUGCCCCCCAAGCUUCGGUUGAAGCGGCGCUGGAACGAUGACCCUGAAGCCCGGGAGCUGAGCAAGAGUGGCAAGUUCCUUUGGAACGGGUCAGGACCUCGGGGCUUGGCAGCAGCGGCUGCCGAUGCUUAG
Molecule: messenger RNA, 1545 nt
Organism: Carlito syrichta (Philippine tarsier)
Lineage: Eukaryota; Metazoa; Chordata; Mammalia; Primates; Tarsiidae
Product: ETS translocation variant 3
Exons: 4
Coding region: 10-1545 (511 amino acids)
Biological process (GO): cell differentiation; regulation of transcription by RNA polymerase II
Cellular component (GO): nucleus
Molecular function (GO): DNA-binding transcription factor activity, RNA polymerase II-specific; sequence-specific DNA binding
Source: RefSeq, a predicted model, not a curated record